This is a messenger RNA of Striga hermonthica, 891 nucleotides long. Lineage: Eukaryota; Viridiplantae; Streptophyta; Magnoliopsida; Lamiales; Orobanchaceae. The record is from the annotation of a GenBank genome assembly.
AUGGCAUCUUCCGAUCCGGAGAAAUUGGUCGCUAAAGCUGAUAAAAUGACGAAGCUCAGCUUGACGAGAUGGAAUGCUGAUUGGAGGAACGCCACUGUUCUGUACGAGCAGGCGGCAAAUGCAUAUAGGCUUGCGAGAAACUAUGAUAAAGCAAAGGAAGCAUUCGAGAAGGCUUCCAAAGGACAAGAGAUGCAAUCUUCGCCUUGGGAUGCUGCAAAACACAUGGAGUCUGCAGGAGCUAUGGCAAAGGAAGUAUGCAAAUGGAAUGAAGUAGCCGAUUUCUAUAGACGUGCAUCCGAGUUGUACGUUGAGGCCGGAAGGGCCCAGCCUGCAUCGGAUGCUCUUGCAAAGGGUGCUCGUGUUUUAGAAGAUAAGUCCCCUGACGAAGCUAUCCAGCUUUACAUUGCUGCUUGUGAUAUUCUUGAAGAGGAUGGGAAGGAGCAGAUGACCUUUGAUCUGUAUCGUGCUGUUGUGAGCGUUUAUGUGAAGCUUGAGAAGUACACAGAUGCUGCAACUUUUCUUUUAAAAUGGGCAGUGGCUGCUGACAAGUGCAAUGCUACGCACAGCCAGUGCAAGGCUUAUCUCAGUGCAAUUAUUGUGUAUCUCUAUGCACAUGAUUUCCAGCAAGCAGAGAAAUGUCACAACGAUUGUUGCCAGGUUGAGGCUUUCUUCAACAGUGAUCAAAAUCGUGCUGCGACUAAGCUACUCUCUGCAUACACUGAUGGUGAUGCUGAGGAAAUCAAGCGUGUGGCUCAAUCGAGUAUUAUUUCCAAUCUUGACCAUGUGAUCAUAAAGCUCGCGAGGAAAUUGCCGACUGGGGAUGUAACUGCAUUUAAGAGGGGUGCAGCAGAAGCACAAGAGGAUCCGUUUGAUGAAGAUGAUCUUACAUAA